UUAAAUCUAGAUCUAUAAAACCACUCUGCCACUCAGAGGACCCCUGCAUAGUAUUUGGUAGCCGUCCAAACCUCGGAUGAUGGAAAUUCAGUGUUUACCAAAUUCAGUGGAUCCGCUACAUCGUCCGUGUGUACGUGCUCCAUUUGCUGUUGAAUCCGCUGCCCUUUGGCUCAAGCUCAGCUGCUUUGGCCGGCUCGGCUCAAGCUCAGCUGAUGCAAGUCUGCGCACGAUUGAGGCCGUGCACGGUGGGUAGUGAAAACAGUGACGUCACCAUCCCACAGAUCGAAGAGAAGGCACAAGCCGAUGUGGUCUUCGGUCCUGAUGUGGUCCAAGAGGCUGUGAUUGAAGGAGUUCUGGAGCCACAACUGCAGAGAUUCUUGCUGGAACCAGGUUUUAGUGCCAUCGUGCUGGCCUAUGGGCAAACUGGAAGUGGAAAGACUCAUACGAUCUUUGGUCCUCCGGGUGUUUUGACAGAGCACGAGUACAACGCCAGUGGCGGUCGUCCGCUCUCAUGGGGGUUCUUCCCUUAUGCUGCGAUCACGAUGCUGCAAAGUCUGCAUCAUCGCGGUCUGUCGAAGCGUGCUCAGCUGAAAGUCACAGCGGUUGAGAUCUAUUUGGAGAAGAUGUUUGAUCUGCUGAACAAUCGUCAGAGCGUUCCGGUGCCCGGUGCUUCUGUGCGAGCAUCCAGUAGUCGCCCGGACAACGAGACGAUCACCUAUGACUCCAAUGGCAAGUGGCAGCCGCCUCAAAAGUGGCUGGGGACGAAGGUUUUACCAGGCUCAUCCACUGGCACAGCCAAAGAGGUGCCUUGGUCCAGUCGAAACGGGUUGAGGCCUCGGCAGGGUUGGUGGUUGGAGUCCAAAUCAGAGUCCAAACGCAGUUGAAGGAGUCAAGGAUAAACAGCCGUUGCCAUCCCCGGUUCCCCCCACUGGCUGAUCACUCGGGCAUCGGUUCUCCCUUGGUGCAGUUUCGCGCAGGUUUCGGUCUUCACAUGUCACCAUGUAUUCACUCGUCAUGGUAUCUUCCACCCCAAAAGGUUUAUAUACAGCAAGUGUUUUUUUCAUGUCAAAGAUCAGGUCCUCAUCAUUCCUCUUUAGAUCGCUUUCGAUGGGUCUUUGAAACCCGCAUUAAUCAAGGACACCCCUCAAGAGAGAGAGAGAGAGAGAGAGAGACAGAGAGAGCGAGAGCGACGGGUCUUCUCAGGGACGCCAGCGCUGGAGAUGAGAGUUGAAGGCAGCUUUGCGUGUCAAAGUAUUCAGUCAGUCCUAUGAGAGCAUGUAACUGCUCAUUAAAGGUUAAUGUCAUUGAUAUUGAUGUCCGUUUUGUUUUGACCUCCCAUUUGAUCGCCUUCAUCCCCUACGGUUGGCCCAGUCAGGAGGCUCUCUGGUGAUCCUGGCCGGCACUCAGGUGAUCCUGGCCACGCCACUGGACGUGGUACAAGUGGCGAGACAGGUGGAGAAUACGCGCUCGGCCUCGGCGCAUGCGCUGAACACCCGCAGCAGCCGCUCCCACUGUUUGAUGACCCUUUCGCUCCGGCAGAUUGAUGCCAAGGGGCAGUUGCAUGCGGGACAGGUG
Durusdinium trenchii is the source of this 1575-nucleotide messenger RNA. The record is from the annotation of a GenBank genome assembly. Lineage: Eukaryota; Dinophyceae; Suessiales; Symbiodiniaceae.